This is a messenger RNA of Rhizophagus irregularis DAOM 181602=DAOM 197198, 1287 nucleotides long. RefSeq lists its product as uncharacterized. The record is from RefSeq and is a predicted model, not a curated record. Gene Ontology annotation, cellular component: Arp2/3 protein complex; actin cortical patch. Gene Ontology annotation, biological process: Arp2/3 complex-mediated actin nucleation. Gene Ontology annotation, molecular function: actin filament binding. Lineage: Eukaryota; Fungi; Glomeromycota; Glomeromycetes; Glomerales; Glomeraceae.
AUGUCGAGACUUCCGCCAGUAAUUAUGGACAAUGGGACUGGGUACACAAAGUUAGGUUUCGCGGGCAAUAAUAUACCAUCAUUUGUCUUUCCUACUGUCAUUGCAACGCGCGAUUCUGCAGGAACAGGCACUUCCGGUCCUGCUAUGCCUUCAAAGCCUUCAAAUCUUUUAGCCUCUAAACGUGGUAUCGAGGAUUUAGAUUUUUUCAUUGGAUAUGAAGCGCUUGCAAAUUCAAAAACUUAUGGUUUGCAUUAUCCAAUUCGACAUGGUCAAAUCGAUAACUGGGAUCAAAUGGAACGAUUUUGGGAACAGAGUAUUUUCAAAUAUUUAAGGUGUGAACCAGAAGAUCAUUAUUUCCUAAUGACAGAACCUCCACUUAAUGCUCCAGAAAAUCGUGAACAGACUGCCGAAAUUAUGUUCGAAUCGUUCAAUAUUCAAGGGCUAUAUAUUGCUGUACAAGCUGUACUAGCUUUGGCUGCCAGUUGGACUUCUAACAAAGUUUCUGGUCAAGUUUUAACCGGAACAGUUAUUGACAGUGGUGAUGGUGUUACUCACGUAAUUCCUGUGGCCGAAGGGUAUGUUGUCGGAUCAUCUAUUAAACAUAUCCCAAUUGCUGGUCGUGAUAUUACGUAUUUUGUUCAACAACUUCUUCGUGAUCGAAAUGAAACUUCAAUUCCUCCAGAAGAUUCUUUGAAAGUGGCUGAACGUAUAAAAGAACAAUUUUCAUAUGUAUGUCCAGAUAUUGUUAAGGAAUUCAAAAAAUAUGAUCAGGAAGGAGAUAAAUAUUUCGAAAAAUAUCAAGGAAUACAUAGUGUGACUGGCCAGCCUUAUGAAGUUGAUGUUGGUUUUGAACGUUUCCUAGGGCCUGAAAUAUUUUUCAAUCCAGAAAUAGCAUCAUCUGAUUUCUUGACACCACUUCCUGAAGUUGUUGAUAAUGUUAUUCAAAGUUGUCCAAUCGAUGUUAGACGUGGUUUAUACAAGAAUAUUGUACUUUCGGGUGGAUCUACCAUGUUUAAGGAUUUUGGUAAACGCCUUCAAAGAGACAUAAAGCGUACAACUGAUGCUCGUGUUAAGAGAAGCGAGACAUUAAGUGGUGGCACACUGAAGUCCACACCAAUAGAAGUAAAUGUCAUAUCGCACAAGAAACAACGUUAUGCAGUCUGGUUCGGUGGUUCUAUGCUAGGAUCAACGCCUGAUUUCUAUCGGUAUUGUCACACAAAAGCAGAAUACGAAGAACAUGGACCAAGUAUUUGUAGACAUAAUUAUGUAUUUGGAUCCAUGAGUUAA